GCCGGUUUCGGAGCCGGGUGGUAGUCUUGUUUCGAUCUUCGUUGGAGAUCAUGACGGCGGUGUCAGUUAUGUUAUCAGUAGUCGCGCUGCUUCUGUUCGGCCAAAGUCAUGGCCAACAGAAGGAAACUUUCAAACUUUGCGUUCCGCACCAGAUCAUGGAUGCCUGCCAGGAACUGAUGGCCAAACCGGAUGCGGCCAUCCAGGUGCAGUGCAUAGCCGGACGUGAUCGCAUGGAGUGUCUGGAGAAGGUCAACACCCGAGAAGCGGACUUUGUGGCCGUCGAUCCGGAAGAUAUGUACGUGGCCUAUCAUAUGGCCAAUCAGGACUUUAGCGUGUUCACCGAGUUCCGCACGCUGGAAGAACCGAAGGCCGAGUUCCGUUACGAGGGCAUCAUUCUGGUGAGAAAGAGUGACAACUUCCGCAGUUUGGCUGAUUUGAGGGGCAAGAAGUCCUGUCAUACGGGAUAUGGCCGGAACGUUGGGUAUAAGAUCCCCAUCACCAAACUGAAGGCAGCUGGACUGUUCAAGUUGGCCACCGAUCCGGAGUUGUCUCCGUUGGAGAAGGAACUGAAGGGGCUGUCCGAACUGUUCGGAAGUUCGUGCUUGGUUGGAAAAUACUCUCCCAACGAUGAAGUUAACCGAUUGCUGAAGAAACGCUACUCGAACUUGUGUUCGCUGUGUGAACGACCGGAAGUGUGUGACUAUCCGGACAAGUACUCCGGAUAUGAUGGCGCGAUUCGGUGUCUGGUGGAGAACAAUGGCGACGUGGCGUUCACUAAGGUCAUCUUCGUGAACAAGUACUUCGGUCUGCCGGUGGGAGGUGCUCCGGCUCAACCGGCCUUGAACCCAAAUGCGCGUACCGAAGACUUCGUCUAUCUGUGUGAGGAUGGCUCAACUCGUCCGAUCACUGGGCCGGCUUGCUCGUGGGCUCAACGACCUUGGCAAGGAUACAUGGGCAAUGGAGACAUCAACGCCCGAUUCCAGCGGCUGCAGCAGCGUCUCCAACAAUUCUACCAGGAUGCCAAGAACUCGGCCAACACCGAUAAAGCCCUCAAGAUGUGGGUCGAUCGUAAGAAUGUUCUGGUUGAUCGCGAAGUUCCAGUUCAACCGGGAGAUCAUUUGAACCGAGCCCAGUACAAGGACGUGAUCGAGCGCGAUGGUCCAUUCGAGAACAAGAUCAAGCUGUGCGUUACUUCCCUGAUCGAGUUGAACAAGUGCGAAGUCAUGCAGAAGGCUGCCUAUUCCCGGGAUGUUCGUCCUGCGUUCGAAUGCGUCAUGAAGGCCAAGGAUAGCUGCGUCGAAGCCGUACGCCGUGGAGAAGCUGAUGUCGUAGUGUUGAAGGGCGAAGAUCAACAGGCAUCUUCUACAACCAAUCUUAAGGCAAUUCUGUUCGAAAAGUACGAGGAUGGUGACGUGAUGGUUGCGGUCGCCGACAACGAUAUCAGCCGUGAUCAAGUGCUGAAGGCUCCACUGGAAUUCGACUCGACGGAUCCGCGUGCCUAUUCGGCGGCUCUCUUCUUCAACGACAAGCGCCAGCUCAAAUCCUGCCCGAACAAGCUGACCUCGACAGCUGGAGCCCCGAUCCAGAUCGUAUCCGCUCAGGAUCUGACCCGACUGGGAGCGAACAAGAAGCUGAUCUGCCCAAGCCUAGAACUCCAACCCAUCGGAAACUAUCAGACGUGCAAUGUUGACUACACCCUACCGACGGGAAUCUUCGUACGGAAGGACAUCACCGGUCAGUUGGAGGAUAACGUUGCCCAUGCAUUCGUGGCCCUAUCGGACAAGUUCGGACACGGAGCCAAGACCGAGGUGGUGUUCGAGAUGUUUGGCGAGUUCAAACCGGGAGCGAAGAACGUGCUGUUCCACGAUCGUGCCGCCAAGUUUGGCGUGGCGGGCAACAAGAUCGGCGAUGUGGACCCGAGUAACUACCAGCGAUUGAUGUGCUUGCAACGAUAAACAGUAGACGUACUAUUCAAACAUGUUUGAUCAUUAAUGUGCACUCGUUACUCUGAUAGAUCACAGGUGAUACUCCGCAGAUUAAAGCGUAAAAUGUCUAAUUCGAAGGUAAUAAUAGAACUUGUUAUUGCUUUAGGAUUAAGAAAAAAUGAAUCUUCAUAAAUAUAGGAAUAUUUAGCAACAA
Aedes albopictus (Asian tiger mosquito) is the source of this 2139-nucleotide messenger RNA. RefSeq names its product transferrin. The record is from RefSeq and is a predicted model, not a curated record. The coding region runs from base 51 to 1955 and encodes 634 amino acids. NCBI's taxonomy places the organism in Eukaryota, Metazoa, Arthropoda, Insecta, Diptera, Culicidae. Gene Ontology annotation, cellular component: extracellular region; recycling endosome; early endosome. Gene Ontology annotation, biological process: iron ion transport. The transcript is spliced from 2 exons.